AUGCCUGCACCUGCAGCAUCAAGAAGCAUGAGUGCGCAAAACGCAACACCCGUCAAUUCUCCUGAUCAACAACAAACUCACCAAAACGACAACAAUGCGAUUGGACAAACGGCAGAAGAAGAAGAAGAAGCAGAGAAAGUGGCGGUGGUUUUGAAAAACCCUAGCUAUAUGGAUCGGGACGGUCCUCCGCAUGAUGAUUGCUGCCCUAUUUGCUUCGGCACCUUUGAUGUUCCUUGCAAAGCUAAUUGCGGUCACUGGUUUUGCGGGAGUUGCAUUCUUCAGUACUGGAAGUAUUCUGGACCGACUAGGGGUUGCAAGUGUCCAAUGUGUUCGUCAAGAAUCAGCAAUUUGACACCGGAGGCAUCCUUACAUGAUCAGCAAGAGCAGGAAGUUACCAAGGUCCUGGAAGAUGUUCGGAGGUAUAACUGCAUUUUUGUUGGAGGUGUGCGAGGUCUUGUUCGGAAAGUGCAAGUGGUGCCGUUUCUCUUUAAGAGAAUGCUUGAAGAAAUGAUGGAUCCUGAUGGACGCAAUUUCUUUCUUUAUGAAAGGCUCAUGCGCAUGUUUGCAAGAAUGCGAAAUGAGUGUCGUAACGAGAAGACGCGCGAGAAACUCACCGAAACGAAAAUGAGAUUGAAGAAGGAGGAGAAGGAGCAGAGAAAAAGGCGGUGA
Molecule: messenger RNA, 669 nt
Organism: Dovyalis caffra
Lineage: Eukaryota; Viridiplantae; Streptophyta; Magnoliopsida; Malpighiales; Salicaceae
Source: the annotation of a GenBank genome assembly